CGCCCGUGUCCCUCCUCCGGCCCCGGUGCCUCCCCCCGGCGCCUCCCCCCGGCCGUGUCCCUCAGUGCUGUCUCCGCUCUCCCCCCCCAGGCUCAUGGCUCUGCUCGGUAACUCGGGGCCCCCACUUUCCGCCUGACUCUCCCUCCGGUCCCCACUGAUCCUUCCCGCCUUACCACCCUACUCCAGGCCGCGGGCCGGGCCUACCCUUCCUGUGGGACUCCCCCGGGGCCCGGUGCCAUGUCUAAUCAGGGAUCCCGGCGGAAUGGGCCCGUGAAGCUCCGACUGACCGUGCUGUGCGCUAAAAACCUGGUGAAAAAGGAUUUCUUCACCUUCUCUCUUGCUUCUACUGCAGGACUCCCGGAUUCCUUUGCCAAGGUGGUUGUUGAUGGGUCGGGACAGUGCCACUCUACCGAUACCGUGAAGAACACACUGGACCCAAAAUGGAACCAGCAUUAUGACCUUUACAUUGGCAAAUCAGACUCCAUUACCAUCAGUGUUUGGAACCACAAGAAGAUCCACAAAAAACAGGGGGCCGGUUUCCUUGGCUGUGUCCGGCUUCUGUCCAAUGCAAUUAACCGACUCAAGGACACUGGCUACCAAAGACUCGACCUAUGCAAACUCGGUCCCAAUGACAAUGACACUGUGCGAGGACAGAUCGUGGUCAGUCUUCAGUCAAGAGACAGGAUAGGCAGCGGUGGGCAAGUGGUGGACUGCAGUCGGCUUUUCGACAAUGACCUACCAGAUGGCUGGGAAGAAAGAAGAACUGCAUCAGGCCGUAUCCAGUACCUGAACCACAUCACAAGGACGACACAGUGGGAGCGCCCAACACGGCCUGCAUCGGAGUACUCAAGCCCUGGCCGGCCACUCAGCUGUUUUGUGGAUGAGAAUACACCAAUAACUGGGACCAAUGGCGCUUCCUGUGGGCAAACCUCAGACCCCCGCAUUUCAGAGAGAAGAGUGCGGUCCCAGCGGCACAGGAAUUACAUGAGCAGAACACACUUACAUACUCCUCCAGACUUACCGGAGGGAUACGCUUUUUUUUCAGGGGCAAAGAUAGAAAGACGUACAUUCACCACAGAAAACCAUAUAUUUUCGGAAAGGAUACAUUCCCCUGAAUCCAAAUUGGAGCAGAGGACUACACAGCAAGGCCAGGUAUAUUUCCUCCAUACGCAGACAGGGGUCAGCACAUGGCACGAUCCUCGAGUUCCCAGGGAUCUUGGUAAUGUCAACUGUGAAGAGUUAGGUCCUCUCCCUCCGGGCUGGGAGAUCCGCAAUACAGCAACAGGGCGGGUGUAUUUUGUGGAUCAUAACAACCGAACAACCCAAUUCACUGACCCCAGGCUCUCUGCAAACUUGCAUCUCGUCUUAAACCGCCAGAACCAGCAGUUAAAGGAGCAACAACCACCACAGGUGGUGUCCUUGUGCCAGCUCCCGGACGAGGUUGAGUGUCUGACUGUCCCACGCUACAAGAGAGACCUGGUACAUAAACUGAAGAGCCUCAGACAAGAACUGUCCCAGCAGCAGCCCCAGGCUGGCCACUGCCGCAUUGAGGUAUCUCGGGAAGAAAUCUUUGAGGAAUCUUAUCGUCAAGUGAUGAAGAUGAGACCGAAGGAUCUUUGGAAAAGACUAAUGAUAAAAUUCCGUGGGGAAGAAGGCCUUGAUUACGGAGGAGUUGCCAGGGAGUGGCUCUACCUUCUGUCCCACGAUAUGCUGAAUCCAUAUUACGGUCUUUUCCAGUAUUCCCGAGAUGAUAUUUAUACUUUACAGAUAAAUCCAGAUUCUGCCGUGAACCCGGAGCACUUGUCCUAUUUCCAUUUUGUGGGCCGGAUCAUGGGAAUGGCUGUGUUUCACGGGCACUAUAUAGACGGGGGCUUUACACUACCUUUUUAUAAGCAGCUGCUUGGAAAACCGAUUACAUUAGAUGAUAUGGAGUCAGUAGAUCCCGAUCUUCACAACAGCCUUGUCUGGAUACUAGAGAAUGAUAUAACUGGAGUGUUGGAUCACACAUUUUGUGUGGAACAUAACGCCUAUGGUGAACUAAUCCAGCAUGAGUUGAAACCCAGCGGCAAAAGCAUCCCAGUCACAGAGGAUACAAAAAAGGAAUAUGUCAGGCUGUAUGUGAACUGGAGGUUUUUACGGGGGAUAGAAGCUCAGUUUCUUGCUCUGCAGAAGGGAUUUAACGAAGUUAUUCCCCAGCACUUGCUGAAAGCAUUUGAUGAAAAGGAACUAGAGCUGAUUAUCUGUGGCCUGGGGAAGAUUGAUGUCAGUGACUGGAAGUCAAAUACACGAUUAAAACACUGCACAACUGAUAGCAAUAUUGUGAAAUGGUUCUGGAAAGCAGUGGAGUCAUUUGAUGAAGAGAGAAGGGCCCGUCUGCUGCAGUUUGUUACUGGCUCCUCUCGUGUUCCCCUCCAGGGGUUUAAAGCAUUACAAGGUGCUGCGGGACCAAGACUUUUCACCAUUCACCAGAUUGAUGCCAGCACUAACAACCUACCCAAAGCUCAUACCUGCUUUAACCGCAUAGACAUCCCACCAUAUGAGACUUACGAGAAGCUUUAUGAGAAGUUGCUAACAGCCAUCGAGGAGACUUGUGGAUUUGCUGUGGAAUGAAGAGUCAAUUCUUCUAAAGAACACUUCCUCCAGUCUGACCUGACCUGCCACCAUUCCGCUUCCCGGCCACAGGACACUGUGAUUGAGACAAAUAACAAGCAUUUUGGGAAUUAUAUAUAUGUAAAGACUUAUGUGUGUGUCUCACCAUGAAAAAGUCGUUGUGCUUUUGCGACUUAGCUGCUAUUUAAAUGAAUGAUCUUGGACAUUACAGAGAGCACUGCAUUUUCCUUAGAAAGGAGUGUUCUGCAUAUAAAGACUACUAAUAUUUUUUAUAAGAGAAUGGUUAUAUCUAUUACAUUCCCUGCUACUGGAUCCUGCACCACAAAACCGCCUUUCACUCGGUACAAAUAGGGCUUCUCGUACAAGGACACCCACCUGCCCCAAUACCCUCGCAUGAGAAUGCCUUUCUCCAGCAACAUGUGGGGGUUGGGUUAACCUUUGACAUCACUGGGUGCACACCCACCAACCUUAAACAUGGCACCGGCCACAAGAUGAAUGGAACUUGCGUUUCACUUCAUGCUCCACAUUUACUAAAUCUCUGCCCAGUUAUUACUAAUAUUUUCCCAAGACGUACCCUAAAUAGAAUAAUUUAAAACCCAUUAUGACUUUCUAUUUUUAUCUUUAUUCUUCUUGUAAAAGGUUGUUUUUUUUUGUUUGUUUUUUUUGACUGAACAUUUUGUAGAAAGCAUUUUUUUAACCAAACUGCUUAAAUUAUAAACCACACGUUUUCAUAAAGAUCCUUUGUUGAAAUGAAACGUCAUACCACUGAUCUCUAUACUCAAUGGUUUCAACUCAGUUUUGCAAAAAAAGUAUAACAAAAAUGGGAAAAAAUGCCAUAUUUUGCUACUAAUGAAUUUGUUUUUCUAUAAUGUUUAUUCGGACAACGUGAAGAUGUUUCAGGGCAAACAAAUGAAGCAUUUUGUCUGAAAGCUUUAUCAGGUCUACCUACCUCUCUCUGUCUCAUCCUGGUCUUCAUGUGUAAAUAGCAUUAAAAAGAGAAUUUUCUGUGAAAAUUCUGUACAUAUCUGUAAAAA
Xenopus laevis (African clawed frog) is the source of this 3644-nucleotide messenger RNA. RefSeq names its product SMAD specific E3 ubiquitin protein ligase 2 S homeolog (gene smurf2.S). The record is from RefSeq and is a predicted model, not a curated record. Gene Ontology annotation, biological process: protein ubiquitination; negative regulation of BMP signaling pathway; cell differentiation. Gene Ontology annotation, cellular component: plasma membrane; cytosol; membrane raft. The coding region runs from base 238 to 2610 and encodes 790 amino acids. Lineage: Eukaryota; Metazoa; Chordata; Amphibia; Anura; Pipidae. The transcript has 20 exons. Gene Ontology annotation, molecular function: ubiquitin protein ligase activity; ubiquitin-protein transferase activity; SMAD binding.